UCUCACUCGUCUCAUUAACGCUGGACGAGACGCGCAGCUGAUAUCUGCUGGGUUUUUUUUUAAUUUCCCAUUCCGAUAACAUACGGUCAACAAAAUGGGGAAAGGAUGCAUCACUGCCACUAAGUACUUCCUAUUUCUCUUCAACUUAAUCUUCUUUAUCUUUGGAUCUAUGAUUAUGGGAUUUGGACUGUGGAUCCUCCUAGACAAUCAGAGCUUCAUUGUGGUGUUACAGGAUUCGUCCAUGGCCCUGAAGGUGGGCUCCUAUAUUCUGUUAGGCGUUGGCUCAUUCUCCAUGGUUCUGGGAUUUCUGGGCUGUCUGGGGGCCAUUUAUGAGAUCCGCUGUCUGCUUGUAUUGUACUUCACCUGUCUAUUGCUCAUCCUCCUUGCUCAAGUGGCCGCUGCUGUGCUCAUCUUCUUCCAGCGUGACGUAUUGAGGAAGGAGACAACCGAAAUUGUGACCAAAAUUGUGGCCAACUACCCUGGACAGAAUAAAACCACUGAGCAGGCCUGGGACUACAUCCAGAGAACAAUGCAAUGUUGUGGCUGGAAUGGGCGCAUGGACUGGGAUGCCAACUAUGUGAUGAAGAACAGCACAGGAGAGAAUUUGUACCCAUGUUCCUGCCACAAUACUUCCUUGCCACCAUUUAAUCUUGCAGACAACGGCUUCUGUGAGGCCACAUCUAAUGACUUGCCUAUCUAUCAGAUGGGCUGCCUGGAGAAUGUGGAGAGCUGGCUCUUUACAAAUUAUGGAGUUAUACUGGGCAUCUGCCUUGGUGUGGCAGUCAUUGAGCUCCUCGGUAUGAUACUGUCCAUGGGCCUUUGCAAGAGUGUACACCAAGAAGACUACACCAAAGUACCAAAGUACUGAAGAGCAAACAUGGACAUUAACAUAAUUUUAUUCAGUCCUUCCUUAUUGACUUGGAAAACAGAUCUCCCUCUUUUUCUACAGAAAAUUCAGUUUUUCCAAAAGACUCCAGCGGUGAUGAAGGUUUAUGUUUAGUCAGGAAAUAUGUUGCAAAAGUUCACUCUUUGUCAGUAACACUAGGUGAAUCCCCUGUGAUUUAAUCAGCUCUUUUAAGCACAGUUUGAAUGGCCCAUUGUAUGACCAUUGUCUGAAGUGUAGAACAAGCUGCCCACAUAAAUUAAUGAAAAGCUUAUGUCAAGUCCUGGUGCCCCUCAGUGGUCUAUUUAUACAACAACACUCUUAACACCCAGGCUGGUCUGUUUGCUUUGAAACAUGUAUUUCUUCAUUAUAGCAGCCCAAACCAUGAGCUAACAGCUGGAUAACUUUGGUUUUUGCUUUAUAGAAAACAGAAAAACCACAAAGGCCUGCUUUUGUUUAAUCAAGAGACUUUUUUUAAUAGAUAUUUUGCAUGAGUUAAUUUUGUUGUGUACAAAGACUGACAACAUUUCCACCCUGUCCUUGAAUUACUGGCAUGCCACGAAUAAGUAAGUUGUCCAUUUAUGUUUGUGCAUCAGUGUUGUUUCAGGUUGUGCUUUUGCUUUUUUGUUUUAGUGUGUAUAUAUUUUUAGCUUUCAUUGUCAUGUUGGUUUUAGGUCAGUAACAUUCUUCAAUUCUACAUUUUCCCCUUUUUGUACAGAAGAUCGUUUUUAUGUUUUUUUGCUACAUGCUUAUGUUUUUGAGCAUAUUGUAAGGAAGUACAAUAUAAAGCUGUUCCUUGAUGAUGUGAACCAAAUAAUGAUUAGCAUAGCCCCCAAAGGUGACUGCAGUCUUUUUUCUUUUUUCUUUUUUACAACUUUAUUGCAUUGAUCCUAAUUUAACUGUUUUCAGUGACACCACUGUUUCAUUAACUGUAUACUUGUUAUGUGGAAAAAAUGCUAACAGUUUUUUUUUUUUUUUUUUUUUCUCUGUAAUAGGUCUUUUCAUAGGAAAAACAUUGAGAUCAUAAUAAAAGCUCCACUUGUAUUUUACUGUAAAAAAAAAAAUAAAAAAAAUAAAAACAUUUUAAAUACAGUCCCCUACAAAGCAAAAAAAAAAAAUAAAUUAGAUACAGUCCGCUACAAAGCAAAAAAAAAAAAAAAAAAAAAAAAAGUAUUG
Molecule: messenger RNA, 2059 nt
Organism: Myxocyprinus asiaticus (Chinese sucker)
Lineage: Eukaryota; Metazoa; Chordata; Actinopteri; Cypriniformes; Catostomidae
Product: CD82 antigen-like
Exons: 9
Coding region: 95-868 (257 amino acids)
Cellular component (GO): membrane
Source: RefSeq, a predicted model, not a curated record